Molecule: messenger RNA, 862 nt
Organism: Aspergillus calidoustus
Lineage: Eukaryota; Fungi; Ascomycota; Eurotiomycetes; Eurotiales; Aspergillaceae
Source: the annotation of a GenBank genome assembly
UACGGCCGCUCGGAUUCUAGACCCAAGCCUUGCAUUACUCAACCUGGGGGGGACAGACUUCGCUCUAAUGCCGGUUCCAGUCAUCGUGAUCUUUCUGUGUUUCUGUUUCUUAUAUAUUAUAGCCAUGACAUGGCUCCUAUAUUCGGACCCUGGGCCCCAAACGUCGCUAGACUCGACGCCCCAAGGCCGCUCCGUAGAGUCUCUAACACAGGCCGAGGUAGAGGCUAGAAUCGCACGGCUAAACAGAGAAACAUUACGAAUCCGCCUGCGAGACUGUCCCGGUCUGAAACCCACCGAGACGACGCAAUUGAAGGAUCCCGUCCAGCCAUCGGCGGUGAUUUGUCCGAUAUGCCUUGACCAAAUCCGCCCAAACGACCUGGUCUAUUCCUUGUCGUGCCGCCAUGUCUUCCACGAGGGCUGUUUGCAGUACUGGUACCUGUACGAGAAUAACCGGUGCCCGCUGUGUCAACGGGCGAUCAUUCCGUCCGGAGAAUCACCGGCGGGGGCUCAAUCGGUUGUUUCGGUAUGAUCAACCACUUGACCAGGUGGGUUGUUUGUAUCGUGCUUGCUUGGGGUUACGUGGGGCGCUAGGUAGGUUAGGUCGGUGAUAAGGACUGUGGUCUGUGAUGCCCUUGGGACCCUCUGUGAGGUUUGCUGUGGAGAGGCCGAGAAUACCAUUCAUCGUCUGUUGCGUUUAUUUUCGCUAGUCGUUGCUCCGGGUGUAGCUAUGGCCGCACUAGUAGAGUUUGAUGGUCGCAAGAGCCCGCGGCAGGGAGAUGAGCACUAGAAUAGCUAAUCCAGCGCUCUAGCGGAAAUCCAUGCUUUAAAUGUGCCUUAGAUUGUAAAUAAUGUCCAAAAUAAG